Molecule: messenger RNA, 921 nt
Organism: Nyctereutes procyonoides (raccoon dog)
Lineage: Eukaryota; Metazoa; Chordata; Mammalia; Carnivora; Canidae
Gene: ZNHIT3
Product: zinc finger HIT-type containing 3
Exons: 5
Coding region: 137-607 (156 amino acids)
Biological process (GO): box C/D snoRNP assembly; maturation of LSU-rRNA from tricistronic rRNA transcript (SSU-rRNA, 5.8S rRNA, LSU-rRNA); snoRNA localization
Cellular component (GO): pre-snoRNP complex; nucleus
Molecular function (GO): protein binding
Source: RefSeq, a predicted model, not a curated record
GAUCCAUUGCUUCUGACUGCCAGGGAGUGCCGCGCGCCGAUUGGUCCCGGUUAAGGAAACGGGGGAAAAACGCGAGCGGCGUGGAACCUUCGGCCAGAGCCUGGCACGUCCCGUGGGAGCGAGGCCGCCAGCGACCAUGGCGUCGCUCAAUUGCAGCGCCGUCGUCUGCGUGAUUUGCUUGGAGAAACCCAAAUACCGCUGCCCCGCCUGCCGCGUGCCAUACUGCUCGGUGACCUGCUUCCGGAAACACAAAGAGCAAUGCAACCCUGAAACUCGUCCUACUGAGAAAAAGAUAAGGUCAGCUGUUACAGCAAAAACUAUAAAGCCUACAGAAAACAAAGAUGAUGAUGAGGACUCUGUAGCUGAUUUUCUCAAUAGCGAUGAGGAAGAGGACAGAGUUUCUUUACAGAAUUUAAAGAAUUUAGGGGAGUCUGCAGCAUUAAGAAGCCUCCUGCUCAACCCACACCUUAGACAGCUGAUGGUCAGCCUCGAUCAGGGCGACAACAAGGCGAAGCUCAUGCGAGCCUGCAUGCAGGAGCCCUUGUUUGUGGAGUUUGCAGACUGUUGUUUACGGAUUGUGGAACCAUCCCAGGAUGAGGAUUCCUAAGAUGGACUAUUGUCCUGCUCACUCGAACAUGGGUGCGUGACUCUAAGAACCUGUCUCCUCCCCCGAGAAGAGCUAGCGUGGGGCCCUCAGCAAGCGUGUGCCGCACAAAGGGUGUGUGUUUCAGGCAAGAUGAGGAUACUCGAGGUGGUAAACCCUUUAUUGGAGGGAGAACUUAACAUUCAGAUAGUUGUCUUUAAAUGUUUUAAUUUUGGUGUUUAGACAUCACACAGAAUUUGUCAAGUUUCAUACUCAUUUGAGUUAAAACUUGCUUAAUGUCGCUAAAUAAAAUCAAGAUACAGUGAUUUGAUGGUAAA